This is a messenger RNA of Spodoptera frugiperda (fall armyworm), 1681 nucleotides long. Its product is annotated as piggyBac transposable element-derived protein 4-like. The annotation marks the transcript as partial. The transcript has a single exon. The record is from RefSeq and is a predicted model, not a curated record. Lineage: Eukaryota; Metazoa; Arthropoda; Insecta; Lepidoptera; Noctuidae.
UUUGUGCAUAGUUUUGACCUACUAAAAUAAGGUUGAUCAAGCUUAUUUAACGACAAUGUUUUGUGUGAUGGUUGUGGGAUAGCUAUUAAACCUGGGUUUAAUUGCUAUUAAAGGUGAUUUACUACUGAUACACUGCUUUUUCAUUCAUAUAAUUAUGUUUAGGUACCAUAUUUGAGUGUUAAAUUAUACUUUUCAGAUGUCGAGACAAGGACUAAAUGGAAAUAAACGAAAAAAUGACCCAUGCGAAAAAGAAAAUGAACGAAUUAUGAAAUUAUUCAAUGAUGUGGACACAGAUGAGUUGUCUGCUGAUUCAGAAAAACCCGAAACUUCAAGCGAUAGCGAAUCAUUGUCAAGUGAGUCGGAACAGGAUCCCUAUAAGGAUUGUGAUGGUUCAGACACGACUUACAUACCCAAUGAAGACAGCUUAUCGUCCACAACUCACAUAUCUGACUCGGAAGAGGAUAAUGGUAAGCUAAAUUUAAUACCUAAGUCGAAACACAAUAAGGUGUUUUCUAUAGAUACUCCACAUACCUUAGAAGGUGAGAGCGUCCAUGUUCAACAACAACAAGUGCCUUUAGUCGAUUCCCCAAUAACGUUAAAAGAACUGGGAAUUCAUGUUCGUGUUCCUGCUUCAGUUGAGUCAGCAGAUUCAAUGGCUGUAUCGCCCCCAGUCAAUAUGGAAAAUGUAGAUAAGGCAAUCCAGUCACUAGACAUUAUUAACAUGUGUUCGUUUAAUUCCGAUACCACACCACCCAGAUCAAUGGAAUCACAAACGCUCAUACAAGAGAUUGACUGGCUGGACAGUGAAGGUUCAGUAUCUUAUCCAAAUACCGAUGCUACAGAACAAGUUCCAAGAUCGCAAGUGGUUGACAAUCAGCAGCAACCUAUGACACCUCUAGAUUAUCAGCAGCCUAGUACAUCUUCUUUUUUAAACGUACCUAGUGUAUCUCAUCAUCGUCCUAGGUCACCACGUAUCACAGACGAAGAAUGGCAAACAUCCACUGCUCCUAUACCAGAGUUUGAAUUUAACGACGGCUCUGUUGGACCUCAGUUCUAUGUUGAUGCGAAUACGUCGCCAAUUGAAAUAUUUAAUCGUUUUUUCCCUCUGUCUACAAUAGAGCAACUUGUUGAACGCACUAACAAGUACGGGGCUGCAUUAUGCAAUAUGAAUAGACCACACACAAGACACAGCCGAAAAAGAACUUUUAAUCCUACUUCCAUUGGAGAAAUGAAGCGAUUUCUGGGCUUAUGUAUUUUACAGUCUCAUGUCGAAACACCAAAUAUUCGAAAACUAUUCACAUUCAGUGAUCCAUUAUAUUACCAUCCCAUAUUCAAUCACUGUAUGUCAGGAAGACGAUUUGAACAGUUGUUGAGAUGCUUGUGUGUUUACGAAGGGAAUGCUAAAGGCAUAAACAAGGUCUUAGACUUCGCUAAUCACAUGAUUACUAUUUUUCAGAGUUUAUACAAGCCACAUAAACAGCUUUCUCUAGAUGAAUCUAUGUUAUUAUUUCGCGGUCGAUUGUCUUUCAGACAGUAUAUUAAAUCAAAGAAAGCAAAAUAUGGAGUAAAAUUUUACAUACUAACAUCUAGUGAUGGCUACAUUUUAAAUUUUAAAAUUUACCAGGGUAAAACUGAAACUAGUAUUGACAUAGACACUGAAACUAGUUCAAAAUCAAAGACU